AGGUAGAACCCGGAGAAUCGGGUUUCUAUCAUCUGGUAUCAGAGCUCAGGUUCUGACUAUCGAGUUUAUCGCAACUCUACAUUGGCACGGAAAACGGAGCUAUGGCGAUCACUAAAUCACCUGCGGAGAAGUCUGAUGCUGGAUCCAAGGCAGCCCAGACCAGGGUUCCCUCGCCGCAGGCAGACAAUCGGCGUGAAGGAGUGGUGGUGGACGAGACGGAGAGCGACGAUCUCCAAGCCUCGAUGCGCACCAUCAUGGCAAUGCAACUGAGGACCGACGCCAACAUGGAAGAGGUGAGGGCCGAGGUUGAUGAGGCCAAGCGUGAUCGUGACAUGAUCAUGCAGAUCCUCACCGGCAUGCAGGAGGAGCAGAGGCGGUUGGUGGCGGCGUUGGGCCUCGGCGGAGGUGAUCGAUGCGAGGAGGCGGCGGCCAAGGCGAGCAACGCAGCGGCGGCUGGCCAACCCGCGGGCGCCGGAGGAGGGAAGCCGACGGCAUCCUCAGCGGUGAGCUCGGCGGCGGCUGUCCCAGCUGCUGUCGACGCGGUGGCUGGGCCCGGAGGAGAGGCGACGGCGACGACGGCAACCCUAGGGCAGGCGGGAACUGAUCGGGUGGGCCCAGUGACUGAUGGGCCUCGGGGCGGACCCGGGCUGCUACCGACCCCGACGGCGGAAGAGAUCGCGGCACUACGCGGAAAGGCAAAGAUGCCGGGCUACGACAAUGUGGUCCAAAACCCCUGUUUCAAGCCCAUGGGCCCGAGCCCAAUGGAGGGUGAGACGGGUCGGGGACAGCGGACCGGAGACGGGCCCGAUCGGGCAGGUGGAGCAGAGCGGGCCAUGGUGAACCGACCGGGCCCAGAGAGCCGGACCGGACCGGGCUGGGCCGAUGGUGGUCGGACCGGGCCUGGGUGGAUCGAGGCCGGUCGGACCGGAGCUGGGUGGACCGACAGUGGCCGAACCAGGGCCGGGUGGACCACCAAUGGCCGAACCGGGGUGGGCCGAUUUGCAAGCGAACCCCACCGGUUCGGGUUGACUCCGGAUGGCCGACCAGUGGCUGAAUGGCGUGCACAGCUGGAGGGUUCAAGUGCAUACGGGCCCCCGUUGGCACCAGCAGGAGACCCAGGGGGUCAGCUGGGUGGGUACGAAGACUACGCAGGCGGGAAUGGACCGGGCUGGAGCAUAGGGGACGACGCACGCGGACCCCCGGGGUAUUACAGGGGCUACCCCAGUGCGGGCAGGUAUGGCGGCUAUGAUCGUUAUGAUGAUGAGUAUGGAUUGGUGUUUAGGGCCAAGCCCCCGACCAUUGAGUUUCCGAAAUUCAAUGGCCAGGAGGAUGCAGGUUUGUGGUUGUAUGCAGCUGACAGGUGGUUUAAAAAUCACCCAACCCGGGAGGAAAGGAAGGCGCAACUAGCGUCCUUUUAUCUGGAGGGAGACGCGCUGCAUUGGUGGGAGUGGUUGGAGCGAUCCUAUGCGGCCGCGCAGACGCUGAUUACUUGGCCGAUAUUCCAGGAGGAGCUUCGCUACCAGUUCGGAAAAUCUGAAGGAUGGGCGCCAGAGCAGUUAGCCAAGCUCAGAAAGACCGGCUCGGUAGCUGAUUAUCGGGCAGAGUUCCUUAAGCUGGGAAACCAGUGUAAGGGAGUUCCAGAGGAGACCCUGGUGGGCCUGUGCAUGGCAGGUCUUAACCCAGAGUUUGCUGCUGCAGUCAAGAUUUUCGUACCAGAUACCUUGCGGGCUGUUUUUCAUCUUGCAGGUCAUAAAGAAGAGGAGCUGGAAAGUUGGAGGAACGUCAUAGGACGUUACCCCAAGACUGGAGGAGGAGGCCAUGCCGGUGCGGGGAGUAGCGGGGGUGGCAGCACCGCUAUCACUGCUAGCGGCGGGGCGGGCGCGACACCAGGAGCAGUGGCCCUGGCAGCACGGCUUGGGCCUAGGGCUCCACCGAAGGGCUUCGUCAGGCUGAGUUCAGCGGAAAUAGAUCAGAAGAGGAGGGAAGGCAAAUGCUUCAACUGCGACGAGCAGUUCACCAUCGGGCACAAGUGCGCAAAGCCGGAGUUGAUGAUGUUGGUGGGAAGAUGGGAGGAUGAGGCCGAGGAAGAUGCAGCGAACGACAGAGGCGAAGGGCAGGUGGAGGACUGACAACCUUGAGGACAAGGUUGAUUCGAAGGAGGCGGGGAUGAUAGAAACCCGCAUUUCUAUUUAAUUAGCAAUUGCACUUAUUUGAUAGUUUAUGAAUGUUUAGGGAUUUAUUGGCUAUUUGGGGAUUAGAUUGGGGGUUUAAUAAGUUAGGGUAGUUGUCGGUAAUUGGGAAUUGUUAUUUAAACUAUUUUCUACGUUGAAUGAGAUUAUGGAAUAAUUGAAACCUAAACCU
Linum trigynum is the source of this 2361-nucleotide messenger RNA. Lineage: Eukaryota; Viridiplantae; Streptophyta; Magnoliopsida; Malpighiales; Linaceae. The record is from the annotation of a GenBank genome assembly.